Laetiporus sulphureus 93-53 is the source of this 1074-nucleotide messenger RNA. RefSeq lists its product as uncharacterized. NCBI's taxonomy places the organism in Eukaryota, Fungi, Basidiomycota, Agaricomycetes, Polyporales, Laetiporaceae. The record is from RefSeq and is a predicted model, not a curated record. Bases 1 to 1074 code for a protein of 357 amino acids. The transcript has a single exon.
AUGGCUGAAAGCGACCAUUUGACUACAGUAGCGAGUACUAGUUCCGAACUACUCCCGCCGUUAAACAUUGGUGCACAGGUUGAGGAAGGGACUCAUUACACGGCACAAGAUCUCAGGUUCGACCCCUACCGCAUGCGUGGCCAGUCCCAGAUGCGCUAUGACGCCCUCUCAUCCUAUGGCGGACCAGUCAUGGCGGACGAAAGUGGACCUUCUGUUCGCAGAGCGCUCAGUGAAACUGGGUCCGGUACUCAGUACGUGCCGAGUGCAUCGCCGAAUACCUCGACUGCCUUGAGCAGCUGGCCAGGUGGCUCGGUGCAGGCUCAUCCUGCUCCAGGAGCAGAUUUAUCUGCUCUUCAUGUGGAUCUCGGUGCCCCUGCUCCGCAUCAGUCGAGCUUGGAUACACCCCAUGACGAGGUGGAUACUUCAGACGCAUAUUGGGAAGAUUAUAUGCACUACACACACUAUUAUCCCUCAACAGCUGUAGGAACAGAUACUGAUCCAAGCGUAGGAGGAGGAUCCCCUGAGGAGCAGCGCUGGCGAGAUGGCUCUUACGAUCCGUUCUCUGCGAUGAUUCAGCAGUCUUCACCAGUUGCUGGACCAUCCGAUCCCUUAUCCCAUCCGACGAUGUACCCCCAGCUUCUGCCUACGUUGUGGCCAUCGAACUAUGCGGCGCCUGUUAUGUACGCUGGAGCAGCUGCUGCUAUGACAGACUCGCAAUACUUGAACGCAUCUUCACCUGUCGAGACUCAUUCGCAGAUGUCACAAUGGUCCUCAUCCACGUCCAACCCGCCUGACGAUUUCAGUCAGAAUGCACACUCACGUUCAAGAUCAUUGUCUCUUCCUUUUAAUUCAACUCUCACUAUGUAUGGAAACGUCAAUCAGAUGAACAGAACUCCGUUUAACCCCUUCGAACCACCGCUCCAGGAAUAUACUACCGAGAACGGCAUGGCUUUUAUUCCAGCUUCAUCCAUCAACAAUGCAGGAGGCACCGAGGGCACUACCGAGGCCUCUGGAUCUUCGCUGAGUGUCUUCCGGUGGCCUAAUGGUGCAGAAGGCAGGAACGAUCGAUUAUGA